Rhineura floridana is the source of this 4252-nucleotide messenger RNA. Its product is annotated as RNA exonuclease 1 homolog. The transcript is spliced from 16 exons. NCBI's taxonomy places the organism in Eukaryota, Metazoa, Chordata, Lepidosauria, Squamata, Rhineuridae. Bases 161 to 3343 code for a protein of 1060 amino acids. The record is from RefSeq and is a predicted model, not a curated record. Gene Ontology annotation, molecular function: exonuclease activity; nucleic acid binding. Gene Ontology annotation, cellular component: nucleus.
UCGGAGUUGCGGGCGGGCGCGGGCGCGGGCGGGAGGAGGCGGGGCUAGAGCACUCGUGGCCUCGAGCACUCGUGGCCUCUCCUCUUUAACGGCUCUCUCUGUGUUUGCGCGGUUUUUCUUGGAGGUCUGAGGAAGGGAGGUGUAGGAAAGGCAAGCCGGAAUGCUCCGCUGCGCGGGCUACUUCAGGAACCUCUCCUGCCCUUUUGACGCCCGCAGGUGUCGGCGGCCCCACUGCCAGUACAGGCACGAGGCUGGGCGCCGCUUGGAGCUGCCCGUUCCCCAGCCGCAGCUGCUGAUAGGCUCAUCUGGGCUGGGGCUUGGUAAAAAUAUCCAAGAGUUAGAAAAGAUCAAGAAAGCAAUUCAAUCAGUCAAGACUGAAGUUGAAGAAGAGCAAAAGGAACUGUUGUGUUAUAACUUGGUGCACGAUAAUCUUAAAAAUUAUUUGACGCCUACAAACAAUAGCAUUAGAGGAAAUAAAUCUUUCUUUGACGAAGAUGGUGCCUGUAAUAGUCCUGUAAAAGUAAAAAAUCAUCCCAUUUCAAUCUCGGAAAAAUCUAGCAGGUCCAGUAAAUACAUUCUUGACCACAGUUGUCCAGCUACUGAUCUUGAAUAUGACCCAUUACUUAAUUAUUCUGUAGUUCUUAAAUCUUCUUGGAAGGAAGAAGAUGAAAAUGAUACACAGCACUCUAAAAAUGUGAAAAUGUCUCCUUGUAGAAAUUUCCAAGGAUCUAUAAAACAUUCUCCAUCUGAAAAUAGAUGCAGAUCCCCAUGGAAGAGAUCAAGAAGUUCUUCACCAAUAAAACUUGAAAUAAAACUCCAGGAAUCAGAUGAUGACAUGCUUAUAAUAGAUGCUCCACUAGUGAACGUAUCAAAGAAACGACGAAUAAGUAAGACCUGUAAAAAAUGGAAUAGGGAAGAAAAUGAGGUGAGUUUUGGAACUAAUGUAGAAACUGUACGGAAAUCUGAGACAGAGUUUUUAAACAGUUUAGAGGGAAAAAGAUCAGAAGACAUUACUGUUGGUCUACAUAAUGUUAAUCAAAGUGAUAGAAAUAAAACAAAGUUUCCAAAAAUAGGAAGUUCUUAUUUACCAGUGAGUGCUUUGAAUGUAGGAAGCAAAGUUCAUACAAAACAUUGCCCUGUUACUAAAGAAAAUAACAUAUCUUCUCAGAUAAAGUAUAAAAUGAACAAAGAAAUCUUGAAGAAGGAUUCAGUGAAUGUUAUUGCCAUUAAAACAUGCAAUGUGACUGAACAGGUUAAUAACCAUAUCACUUUGCAGAAAAACAAAACUCAGACUAGCAUAUGUUAUAGAGGCAGUACAAAAGAUGGAGACACAGUGUUGCAAGAAACCUCUAAAAACAUACCAGAACAUUUAGGGAAAUGGAGUAUGCAGGUACAUGAAGAAAACAAAUCAUUUACUAAUACACAAAACAGUCCAGGUUUGAAUGAGAAAAUCUUUCUUAAAAACUGCGGUGAAAAUUGUAAUAAAACUGUGCAAACAGAUACCAAAGAAAAUGAGAUAAUAGUUUUAGACUCUUCUGAAGAAGAUGACGGUGAAGAGGAUACUGAACUUUCUGCAUCUGAUGAUACCAUGGAAGAAUGCCGGAGAAUUUUCAAUGAGUUUGUUGAUCGUGAAGCACAAAAGGAAGAAUUAUCAAAGCAGGAGCCAGCACUUGCAGUGCAAACAGAUGUGGAGUCAAAUGUUAAGACAAGUGUGCUUCCUAGACAGAAGAGAAGAAUUGCACAUACUGCCAAAUUUGAUGUUCAUACCACCAAAGAAAUAAUUGCACCUUUUAAGGCACCUCUUCCACAGCAGACUUGCAAUUCCAGAAUAUUGCAAGUACAGCAACAGGCAGUGCAAAUAACAGCUGCUGUUAAAAGUGGUCAAGCAUUUGUUGCUGCAACUUGUGGCUCAAAGAAAACUACAUCUGUAAUACCAGCUACUCAGAUUCAAAGUAUGGGACCCAUGGUUUGUUUAAAUGUGUUUGAAGUUCAGCCUGUUGGAACAAGCAGUGGUCAAAUGAAUGUACAACUUCCUGGAAAUGCAUUAACAGCUGUGCCAUAUAAGCUUUCCAAUAAUCCUCUGAAAAAGAUGGCUACAAUAACAAAUAAGGUGUCAAGUCGGAGAAGACCUUCUGUAAUCCCAGAGUUGGGAUCUAAAGUACCACAUGACAUAAGACAACGAUAUGUCAAUUUUUUUGUUCAACAAUUCUUGAAAGUUUGUGCAACAGUAAAUGAAGCUUUUGACAAGGCAUUAAUAGAAGAAAAAGCAAUAUAUGAUCGUUGUGGUAGUAAAAAUAUGUACUUAAAUAUAGCUGUGAACACGCUUAAAAAACUGAGGGAUUAUGGCAGCAUAUCAUCCCAUGGCUAUCCUUCAGGCAAUAGAAGGACUACCUUAACUGGCUUUAAAAAACAAGAAGACAAAAAUGAUUUUACAGGAAUUGCUCUCUAUAGACUUCUAAAAGACUAUGCUUUGACUGAAGAACAGAUGAAGGAAAAUGGCUUCCCAGAAACAAAUCCUGAGAAACCUGGCAGUGCUGUAUUACGUAGUGCCACUGUAAAAGCAGCUGUAUCUGACUUUUCCAGUAGAGUUUGUUGUAGAUGUGGACAAAUAUAUACUGUAACUUCAUCAGGAAGGCAUGUUCGGAAAGAAGAAUGCAACUACCAUUCUGGUAAAGUAUUAAGGCAUAAAGUUCCUGGUGGUUUGGAAACACGUUACAGUUGUUGUGAAGGAGUGGUAGGAUCUCCUGGAUGUCAGGUUGCAAAGCUCCAUGUUCAUGAUGGCAGAAAGGAAAAUAUGGAUGGCUUUGUGAAGACUUUCAUCAAACCACCUCCUCUAGAUGGAAAUCAUGGUGUAUUUGCUUUAGAUUGUGAAAUGUGUUACACAACAUGUGGACUUGAACUCUCCCGAGUGACAGUAGUUGAUCCUUCUCUUCAUGUCAUCUACAAUACAUUUGUUAAGCCUGAUAAUGAAAUCAUAGAUUAUAAUAGUAGACUUUCUGGAGUGACAGCAGAAGACAUGAAGAGUACUGCAACAUCCAUUCGGGACGCGCAGGCAAUAUUGCUCAACUUAUUCAGUGCAGACACAAUUUUAAUUGGUCACAGUUUAGAGAGCGACUUGCUUGCUCUUAAGAUGUUUCAUAAUAAGAUUGUGGAUACAUCAGUAGUUUUUCCUCAUCGGUUAGGCUUGCCUCAUAAAAGAGCACUUAGAAAUCUAAUGGCUGAUUAUCUCCAAAGAAUCAUUCAAGAUGAUGGUGGUGGUCAUGACUGUAGUGAAGAUGCAAUUGCUUGCAUGGAACUUAUGCUUUGGAAAGUCAAAGAAGACACUAAAGGCAGAAGAUACUGAUGCUUUUAAUCAGUAGCCUUUCUUCAUCAUUGGUUUGCAACAACAGCUGCUAAAAGGCUAUUUUCUAUCCCUGUAAUUACAUUAAUUCAAAAGAGUAUUGUACUAAGUAUAUCUGCUUAGUUGUGCUGGAGGUUUGGGUUAAACAUAGUAUUCAGGAUUAUGAUAUUUUUGUUCAGUGUAAGAUUAGAAUUGGUUAUGUGAGUUUUGUGCUAGUCAGAACGUUUAUAUGAGUAUUUCCUAAUUUUGGAAGUCAGGAAAGAAUAUUGUACUCUAUCCUUUUAUGAACCUUGUAUAUAUGUCCUAAACAAAGAUAUUCGAUCUUGCUUUUCACCUGUCACAUUCUACAGAAAUAAAACAGGUCUAGCUUUCUCAUGAAUAAAACAAAUGUUAAGUUUGUAGUCCUUUCAUUUACUUAGUAGAGCUCUCUAGAAGCUGCUUAUGUGGCCAUAUGUAGGCAAUUUGUACAGUAUUGUUUUGCAUGAGAGCUAUUACUGCUUUAUAGCUUUAAUCUGUCUGUUAAUCUUACAGAACAAAGGGAUUUGUAAUUUAAAUUGCAAAUAGAGAUUAAACGCAGCAGUGAAAAUGUGUAAUACUUUUUAUUUUUUAAAAACACUAGCAAACUCAAAGGCUGUCUAUUACUGUAGAGGAUAUAUAUUUCUAUGAAUUCUCCAUGAAAAUUCCUGUCAGUUCCAUGACAUAACUUGCAGUUGUGUGGGACGAUGUGUACUUUCUGCUGAGUAUACACAGGUACUUGAAAGAUUCAGCCAGCUUGUCCAGUGGGCCUAGAGGAACAUCCCAGUAUGUCUUGAUUUCUAACCAAUGUAUUAUAUUUAACUUUCACCAUUGUAGUUAAAUGUUUAGACAUUGCAUUUAGACAGUUGUUACUAAUAAAUAUAACUAUACAAUAUA